This is a messenger RNA of Scleropages formosus (Asian bonytongue), 718 nucleotides long. RefSeq names its product complexin-3. Lineage: Eukaryota; Metazoa; Chordata; Actinopteri; Osteoglossiformes; Osteoglossidae. Bases 172 to 699 code for a protein of 175 amino acids. Gene Ontology annotation, biological process: synaptic vesicle exocytosis; neurotransmitter transport; regulation of neurotransmitter secretion. The record is from RefSeq and is a predicted model, not a curated record. The transcript has 3 exons. Gene Ontology annotation, cellular component: SNARE complex; terminal bouton. Gene Ontology annotation, molecular function: syntaxin binding.
GGCACUGCAGGGCUGAACGCUCCCUGAGACGCGCUCCCUGAAGGGCUUCGUCACCGAGGCACACGGAACAACUUUGGUAAACUUGCACGUAUGGUAGAUAGCAACCCGGCAUUUGUUUAAACAAACCGGGCAGUAGGACACACGGCCCUCAUCUGCUACCUCGGCUCAGGUAUGGACUCCGUGGUCAAGAAGACCCUGACUGCACCCAUCAAGCAGUUCACGGGCUGCAUUUCAGGGGGAAAAGAAAGCGAGGGCUGGACAAAAAGAGGGGGCAAGAUGAAAAAGGGGAGCAAAGGAAAAAGUGCCCCCUCCAGGACAAAACAGGCUGGCUUGGAUGCCAACCAGAUGCGCGCAUACCAGGCUGACCUGGAGAAGGAAAGGCAACUGCGGGAGGCAAGAAAUGCUCAGAAGAACGCAGAGCGUGCGGCAAUGAGGGCCCACUACCGCUCCAAGUACUGCCUGCCAAAGAACACGAAGGAUGCCAGCCAUCUGAAAACGGCCGGGGGAAAAGCGGCCCUCCCCCGCGAGCUGGCUGCAAUGGUGCGGCCCAAAGCGCAGGCCAAGGAUGAGGGCAACAACCUGUUCAGCGCCUUCCAAGGCCUCAGUCUCAAUCUGGGCAUGAUGUCAGGCAACGCGCAGACCGCAACGGCGACGCCCACCCCGUCCGCACCCGGCGGGGAGCAGUGCAGGCUCAUGUGAAGCUGACUGUAAUCGUACU